AUGGCAGUACUUUCGUAUAUAAAAAAGGGUGCGACAACAGUAGUGAUUUGUUCAUGCUACGGGGCGCGAAGUCCAUGAACGAAGCUUCUUUUCAUUUUCAAAGAAAAUUAAUUAAAGCGAUUAAUUUAGGAACUUUUCUUCUGCAUUCUAUUUAUUCUAUAAAAUGUACAAAUAAAGAUUUAUAAAUUUUACUCUUAAUCAAUUUAGGUGUAACAUGGUCAAUAACCUGAAACCUGAGUGCUCGUUUGCGUCAUGGUAUCCCCUGUUUUGCAAAGAUUCUUUGAGAGCUACGAUUAUUCACAUUCCUGACGAGGUACUUAAAUACUUGGAAUAUGACGCUUUCGUACUACCCGUCGAGGCAACAAAUUCGAUGUCACAAAACGCAGAAUGGAUGGAUGGGUCUCCAAUAACAAGUGACGAGCAUUCGCCCGAGACUCAACCAACGUUUCCACAAUUUAGUCAACAAAUUCAGAAUGUCAUAGACGAGUAUGGUGCAGUCUUUAUAAAAUGUAAUUGGAGUUCGCCUCUGGAUGCGACUUGGGUUGCACCGACCAAAACACUGAAAUGCAAAACACUAGAAGAAGUGUACUUGUUAUUAAAAAGUUCAGACAGGAUUGCCAAGGAUUUGAACACUGCGGAGAAUUAUGUAGAUCAUGAAACUCCUGUAAAAUCUUGUCUUAUUUUAAAACAAUGGAGGGAUAUCAAUCCUUGCACAGAAUUCCGAUGUUUUGUAAUACAGAAUGAACUUGUAGAUUCGUUUGACGUUAUACGGUACAAAAAAGAGAAAGUAAAGAUAGUUGAUUUUGGCCCUUUGGACGAAUCUGUUACCAAAGGUACUCUCUUUACUUACGAAGAAUUACAGAACCUGGAGGAAGAUAUUCCAGAAUUUAGAUUCAUCGGCGAGGAAAUUGGCAUUCAACCAAAAGCUCCAAAUCACUUUUGCAUUCCACAGGAAAUAAAUGAAUUUUUUCAAUCUAGUAAAAAUUCCACGUUAUUGGACAUCAUUCAACGAGAGGUGGAGAGUCAACGGAAAGAAUAUGAAAACGCAAAUUCUAACAGCGUGGAAUGCGAUUGAUACGAGUCUAAAAAAGAACAACAAGAAAAAAGAGAUUAUUAAUAAAUAAAUAAUUGUGGAAUCAGAAAAUCAUUUUUAAAUACAGAACUUUCACUUUUAUUCUGCCAGACCCUCUUCUAUCAUUACAUUACAUAAAACGAUUAAAGGCUAACCUACCGCUUAAAAGAAUUAUCGUAAUAUUGCAAUAUUUUUCGAGCCAUCGGCCUUACCGAGCGACGUCCUUUAUAUAGAAAAUAUGUCUUGUUUAUGUACAAUAUGCAAUCCUUAAUACUUCGAUUUGAAAAAGGAUUCUCGAUAUAUGUACCUCCGGACAAGUUAAUACGCUGUACAGUCAUAUCCACGGAGUAUUUUUCUCGUUUUCUCCACGUUAUUACCUGGCAAAAGUCAACAAGAUCGAGCAAUUACAUUAAUUGAUCCUUACUCAUUCUUCCGAUUUUUGUAUUUCCCCGAUUACAUUUGAACAUGAAAAAUAUCUGGUGGUGGCUUUAGCAACUGAUUAACCCUUCCCCUUUACUUUUAAUGCUCUAUCUAUGUGCGAUGUUCUUUAGGACUGUUAUCACUUAGAUAUCCGUAUAUCCAAUUGGUUGGUAAAUCGAUACAAUUUUUUUGUUCGCUUUGCAUUUACAUACUGUGUUUCGUAACUGUCGAAAGAAAGGAAAGAAAGAAAUAAAUCAGACGAGAAGUUCCAUGGCCAAUGUCAACAGUCAAGUUGUGAAACAUUUAGAAAAUAUAAUUUUUUAAAAGUAGAAUCGGAUUAAAUUUUAAUUUUCACGCAAAUGUUCGUGUUCAUCGCAUAGUCGUAAUUUGGUUAUCCCUUCAGGCGUGUAUAUGUAUACGUCCAAUGUAUGUAUUCAAGUAUCUCAGCAUCUAAUAUUUAUAAAUUCAAGUUUAACCCUUUCACCUCUUUACGACCAGAUUCUCAAUCAUGCGAAAUCCAAUCAGCUUUGAAAACAAAAUAUAUACUGCUAUGACCAAGCAUUGUUCUAAAAAUGCUAAUAAUUUAGUAUCUCUCUCAGUGUCGCAAAGAGAUGUGUGUGUGUGUGUGUGUAUGUG
Heterotrigona itama is the source of this 2128-nucleotide messenger RNA. The record is from the annotation of a GenBank genome assembly. Lineage: Eukaryota; Metazoa; Arthropoda; Insecta; Hymenoptera; Apidae.